AUGGCCCCUCUAAAGAGUCUUCUUCGGCCAUGGCAAAAGGACGAGAAAUUUGACGAAAUACGGAGAGCCCCAUCUUCUUACAAUCCCCUCUAUUCCUACCGCCUAUCUCGGGGAGACACCAAGCACUACAACCAACAAUUCGGCGACAUGUACUUCUUGCGCUUGGCCAAGCUGAAGCCUGUGGUAGAAAAGAUUGCUGAAGAAGACUGGACCGAGUUUGAGAUCGCAGGAGAGAAAGCGCAGAGAGUGGACAGAGUGCUAGACGUCCGGCAAGGCCAAUUGUGCUGGGUGGUGGGGACAAUCUAUAUGGACAUGCCCUUGAAACCAAAUAUUCUGGAAGACAUAUCGAAAGAGCACUGGGUUGCAGGCGCGCCACCACGACAUUCAUACUUGACCGUAGACGGAGAAACCCAGGUCAUGCUGGAGGAUGAAUCCGGUCGACUUCGACUUGCGGGGGCAAUGUUGAAAAGCAAUCUGCUAGUCACCGGCGUGAUUGUGGCUGUAUUGGGCACUGAAACCGCAAAUGGAGACUUUGAUGUGCUCGAUCUGCACAUCCCCGACCUGCCACGACAGCCAAGGAGAUGGGAGAGGGAUGACGAGGAAGAGACAAAAAUGGAGGUCGACCAGCAACGGAAGAAGAUCGCUCUUAUCAGUGGGCUUGACAUCUCGGAGGCUGAAGCCGACACAUUGAAUCUCUCUCUUUUGUCCGAGUUCCUGCUCGCGGAGGCAUUGGACGAGGAUGACCGACAGGAAGCCUGCAAAAUCUCUCGCCUCAUAAUCGCGGGUAAUUCUAUUGCCUCCGAACUGCUCUCCGGUCAUCGAAUGUCGAUCGAAGACGGCAAGAAACCUAGCAAUCGCAAGUACGGCUACGAUGCAGCUUCGUCCAAUCCCGUGCCAACGGCCCAUCUCGACCAAUUCCUCGCCGAACUUCUCCCCAGCAUUCCAAUCACAAUCAUGGCCGGCGAACAAGAUCCCGCAAAUGCAAGCUUACCACAACAGCCCAUCCAUCCAGCCAUGUUACCGCACUCACGAGCCUACGCCACCACGAAUAUCGCUGAUCCGGAGGAGGAAGAGCCAGGAUGGCUCGACAGCGUGACGAACCCUUGGGAUGGUGAUGUGGAGGGAUGGCGAUUCAUGGGCAACAGCGGUCAACCGGUCGACGACAUCCUCAAGUACGUGGACUUCGGUGGCCCAGACGGAAAAGGAGCAGAUGGAAGGUUGGAAGUCAUGGCUAGCAUGUUGCGAUGGCGAUGCGCUGCACCAACCGCUCCAGAUACACUAUGGUGUUAUCCAUUUCAAGAUCGCGACCAAUUCGUCAUUGAAGAGUGCCCGCAUGUCUUCUUUGUGGGCAAUCAACCGAGAUUUGAUACUUCAGUUAUCGAAGGUCCUGAGGGGCAACAAGUCCGACUUAUUGCGAUUCCACGAUUCGACACCAGUGGCGAGCUGGUCUUGGUUGAUUCAGAGACGCUGGAAGUUGAGGUGGUCAGGUUUGACAUUCCGGAUUGGUAG
This is a messenger RNA of Cladophialophora psammophila CBS 110553, 1509 nucleotides long. RefSeq names its product DNA polymerase delta subunit 2. Gene Ontology annotation, cellular component: delta DNA polymerase complex. The coding region runs from base 1 to 1509 and encodes 502 amino acids. Gene Ontology annotation, biological process: DNA strand elongation involved in DNA replication; DNA replication. Lineage: Eukaryota; Fungi; Ascomycota; Eurotiomycetes; Chaetothyriales; Herpotrichiellaceae. The transcript has a single exon. Gene Ontology annotation, molecular function: DNA binding. The record is from RefSeq and is a predicted model, not a curated record.